ACAAGUUUGAAAUUCGCUAACGGCCGCCACUGCCGUUCGUCGAAGAAGGGCUUUGGAAUAUCUUUGUUGAUUUUAUGGUCUGAGCCGAGACGAGCAGGCACGCAAUAGGCGCUGGUUAACGAUUUGCCCAUGGUCAAGAUUUGGUGGGCCAAUUUUGUUGGCGCAACACCAUAUAUGUUGCCUUUUCUUUCUUUUUUUUUUUUGUUAGUUAAUUAAUUACACUCAAAGCUUUGGGUUGACAUUUAUUAUUUAGCUUCGCCUCUGUCUUUCCGUCUCCUCCACUCACUUCUCUAAGGAACGAGAAAGAAAGCCGCCUUCACUGUUCUUCUGUCGUUAUUCUGACGCCUGCUGUACUUUAAAGGCUUCCAUCAGAACAAAUGUGAUACCUUUUUUUUUUUCUGCGAACAACUCAAUAAUACUACACUUCUCAGACACAACCACACACAGACACACACACACUCAUAUAUACAGAGAAACAAACAUUUAUAUUUAUACAUACACCAUUUAAAAAAAAAAACAACAACAACAUUGUAUUAAAACAAGAGCAAUUGCGAAGGAAAAGGGUUAUAAAUUGAGAGAAAGAAUCUCCUUACACUUCUACCAUGGAAUUCGGCCGCAUCUCCGUCGGCCUGAACGUUGAUAUUCAACGAACUGAUGGUCGUGUCCAUUCGGCUGUUAUAAGUUGUAUCCACAAAGAAUCUCGGAGUGUUACUGUAGAAUGGUUUGAAAAAGGAGAAACAAAAGGCAAAGAGAUUGAAAUUGAAGCCAUCUUCUCCCUAAAUUCUGCCUUGGUUGAUCCUGAUGCUGGGAAAAGCAAUUCAUUAACAAAGGAUUCGUGUGGAGAUGAAAACGGUGAUGGCGACGAGGAUAACCUAACAGAGAAUGAUGCUGUUAGUAUAGAAGACGACAGCUCUGAAAAAAGGUCAGAUGUUUCUAGAAGCUCCAACAAGUCUGCAAGGAACAAUACUCAGAAAAGGUCGACUCGACAAGCUUCUCAAGAUGCAACGAGAGAAACUUCAAAAAUAAAAUCAGGUUCAUUAAGUCGUUCCCGUCCUAGCUAUGCAGUUCCACGACAAUCGGUGAUCUCUCAAAAUGGACAGUCUGUGGUAAACAAUGGGACAGAUGAAAAAUCCAAAAUACCAAACAAUCAAGGUCGUCGGAAAUCGAAUUGUGUGAAAGCAGUAGAAAAGAUCAAGCAAAAACGAGAUGAAAGAAGGGCUCAUCAUCAGGCUGUCCGGGAAUUGCAAGAUACAGAAUAUGACACGACCGACCCAAAUUGGGAGUUUCUCUCUAUGAUAAGAGAAUUCCGUACAAGUCUUGACUAUCACCCUCUUACAGGAUCCGAUCCAAUAGAAGAUCACCAAAUUUGUGUUUGUGUGAGAAAAAGACCAUUAAAUAAAAAAGAAAUAAGCCGUCGUGAAGCUGAUGUGAUAACAAUACCUAACAAGGACCAUGUAUUUGUACAUGAGCCCAAAGUGAAAGUAGACUUGACCAAAUAUGUAGAGAAUCAAAGUUUCCGAUAUGAUUACGCAUUGGAUGAGAAUGCAAAUAAUGAAAUGGUAUAUCGGUAUGCUGCCAGGCCACUAGUAGAUUGUAUAUUCGAAGGGGGUAUGGCUACCUGUUUUGCAUAUGGCCAGACAGGAAGUGGAAAAACACAUACAAUGGGAGGUGAUUUUUCUGGUAAGAACCAAGAUUGUAGCAAAGGAAUUUACGCAUUAGCAGCAAAAGAUGUCUUUAAAUUACUCCAUUCUCGUUAUAAAAAAUUUGAUCUUACUGUGAGUGCAAGUUAUUUUGAAAUUUAUAGUGGAAAGGUAUUUGACUUGUUAAACAAAAAAGUGAAACUACGAGUGUUGGAAGAUCAAAAAGGUCAAGUGAAUAUCGUGAAAUUACAAGAAAAUCAAGUUGAAAAUGUUGAUGAUGUGUUGAAGCUAAUCCAACAUGGGAAUGCUGUUAGAACUUCUGGUCAGACUGCUGCCAACCAGCACUCUUCUCGGUCACAUGCUGUCUUUCAGAUAAUACUCCGUCGCAGAUCUAAAGAAGUUUAUGGGAAAUUUUCAUUAAUUGAUUUAGCAGGAAAUGAGAGAGGGGCUGACACUUCUAGCUCUGAUAGACAAACCAGGAUGGAAGGAGCAGAAAUAAAUAAAAGUUUGUUAGCAUUAAAGGAAUGUAUACGUGCUCUUGGACGCAAAGGGGCUCAUUUGCCAUUUAGGGCCAGCAAGUUAACACAGGUUCUGAGAGACUCUUUCACUGGUGAUAAAUCAAAGACAUGUAUGAUUGCCAUGAUUUCACCUGGUAUGAAUUGCUGUGAACAUACAUUAAACACUUUACGCUAUGCUGAUAGAGUAAAAGAACUUGGUCCUGGAGGAGGUUCUGAAGGUACGAAAACGUUGGAAAUAGUUGAAACCCCGACUCAUAUUGGAACGAUGUCUCCACAGAACAGUGAUUUAGCUUUAUUAAAAACCUCAAAUGAUGAGGUGACAGAUGAAUUGUUGACAUUCCAUGAAGUUAUUAACCACAUGCAAGAUAUGGAAGAGGAACUUCUUGAUGAACAGAAAAAUGUUUUUGAUCAUACUCAAAAGUUCUUAAUUGAUAACCGAAAAUUAAUGAAGAUGACAGAGGAAGUUGAUUAUGAUGUGGAAGAAUACACAAAAUCACUGGAUGCUCUUCUCAUUAAACAACUCAGUAAACUAAAAUCCUUUCAUGAAAAACUUAGCAAUUUUCGAAGAGAAAUGCAAGAAGAAGAAAAUUUUAGUAAAACAAUGAAGAACCGGAGGACUGCAACCAAAUAGUUUUGUUAUGGUGGUUGAAGUAAAGCAGUUAAGUUGGUGAAAUGUUGCUAGAUAACACCCUACAACAAAGCAGUCAGUUGAAAGUGCUUGGCAACAAAUGCCUUUUGGAAUCCUAAUAGAACUUUAGUGUUAAAUGUUGAGAGAACAUGGUUUGAAUUUUUACCUUUUUUUUUUUUUUUAAUUCUCCUCCAAAUAAAAUGUGUAAUUUGUAAAGAUGUUCUUAAUUUCAAUGUUUUUUUAAUAAUUUCCUAUUAAUUUCAAUUGAGACAAUUGCAAAUAAUGACUUUAGUUUUUAACAUGUAUUUGGUGUGUAUUAAUUAUGUAAGAUGUAAUUAAUGGUAGUUUAAACGAAUUGAGCAAAGAUCUGUUGGGAUUAUGACUCUCCCCACCUCCUUUCUUACUAAUUGUAUCACAUUUUAAUUAUUUCAGUUUACAGCUGAUAUAAAUGUACUCGACAAAUGUGCUGGAAUCGUUAGAACAUUGGGCAAAAUGCUCAGCAGCGUUUCUUGUGGCUCUUUAUGUUUUGGUUUCAAAUCCUGCUGAAGGCAACUUUGUUUUUCAUCCCUCCAGGGUUAAUAAAAAAGUACCACAAAGACGCACGUACACACACCCAAGCUUCCAUACAGUUUUUAUUUACUAAAUUCUCUUAAAUACAUUGGAUGGCUCACAUUGGUGCCUGAAACUGUGUUUGCUAAACAAACUUCUUAAUCACACAGCCAUGCCUCUAUUUACUGCAAAUAUAUAAUUAAUCUUAAAUUCAUAUUUUCUUUAUUCAUAAUACAUUAAGUCAAACAAUAAAUUUCAGGAACUCCACAGAACUGCCUCAACCUGCCUGAGCUUAGUUUGAACCUGUGAUCCUUGGAUCCUCAGAAUCACACACACUCUCCAUAGAGCUACUUUAGUUUCCAGUGAGUCACUUAAUAAAUUGCAAAAUAUACAUUCUCUGUCAUUAACCCCUUUCGUUAUAUUUCUGUUGAAACAUUCUGCCAUUAUUUGAAUUGAUUUUCAAGAUAACAAAGAAUUUAGCAAAUUAAUUUUGUCAUUAUUAAAUUGGUUUUUGGAAAAGAAAUUAAUGCGGAAUUUUGAUGGAUGCUUUUUAAUUUAGGUUAGUUUAAAACUAGUUUCGCAUCAUAGAACCAAAGAUGGUUUCAGGUGGGUUGUUAUCAGAAAAGGUUUAAAGCCAUAAAAAGCAUGACCCUUAAAUUCAAUAUUGCUUGUUACCUAAUUUCGUAAUUUUUUUUCUUCUUUUUUAUGUCUAUUAACGCACAAAACAAGGUGCAGCAGACAUGGCUGCGUGGUAAGACGCUUGCUUUCCAGCUACAUGGUUGCAGGUUCAGUCUCACUGUGUGGCACCUUGGGCAAGUGGCUUCUACUGUAGCAUCAACAGCUGAAGCCUUGUGAGUGGAUUUGGUAUAUAUGUGUGUGUGUGUUUGUGUUUGUCCCCUACCACCGCUUGACAACCAGUGCUUAUUACCCCCAUAAUUUAGAGAGAAGUACCAAGUUUAAAAAAGAAAAAUAUUCAUACUGGGGUGGAUUCAUUUGACUAAAAAUUCUUAAAGGCAGUGCUCCAGCGUAAUGGUUGGAACAAAAGAUAAAUGAUAGAAUAGUAAGAAUCCAUUUCUUUCAAGUUUUAAUAUUUCGUAUCUGCUUCUUAAUUUAUUGUCUUUGGUAAAACAAAGAAUCCCUGCAGCUGUUCCUUUCUUGUUUUGGGGUUGCAUCUCUCCUAAACCUUGCUGGUCUGUUUUCUCUUGAAAACUCUUCUUUUAAGUUAAGUCAGUGUAGUGAAAACCCAAAUCUCUUUCAAGGGAACUUGUACUUAGUUCUGUAAAAUAAUGGUGGGGAGUGGUCAAUCAACCCCCAGUACUUGACUGGUCCCUUAUUUUAUCAUCCUCAAAAUGAUGAAAGCAGUAUUGACGCUAUGUGGGAAUUCACCUCAAAAUACCUGAAGAAAUAACACAAGGUAUUUUAUUUUCUGAUGCUCUCAUAAUUUCAAAUUUUAGCAGGAGGCUUGUAACUUUAGGGAAAAGGGGUUAGUUGAUUAUAUUCAUCCCGGUGUUUAAACAGAACUAUUUUUAUCAACUCUCGGAAGGAUGAAAAGUUGACAGCAGCCAAUAUUUGAAGUCAGAACACAAAGAGGUGGAAGAAAUACUGCUAAGCAUUUUGUGUGUCACCUUAAUAAAUGGUUUCAAAUUUUGGCACAAGGCCAGCAAUUUCGAGGGAUGGAAUAAAUUGAUUACAUUGAGCCAAGUGUUCAACUGGGGCUUGCUAAGCUUUUUGCCUGCUGUGCUGAGGAUUGUACCAGCUUCUCUUAAUAACAAAAGGCUUGUUUGUUAUGCAGUAUUUCCGUUGCGUUCAUUGGUAAAUUGUUCUUCUCCUCCGCAGCAUCCAGUAUAUUCUCCCUCAGCUAUUUGUGCCGGUCUGUUUAAAAUUAUCUUUAUCAUAAUGGACACGGCACCACAUGAUAAGUCUGUGAAUUAUGGACUUGGUCAGCCGGAUUCUUGCUACCGAGUUAACACUGGAAUAUUUCUUUCUUUAAUCAGGAGUGGGCUUUGUAAUUAUUUGAAACAAAUUUUUAGAUCAGGAUUUGAAUUUAAAACCAAAAUAAAAACCACAAAAUGGUGAAGAGAUUUUUGUGAAAUUAAAACAUUAUUUGUAAGUUAUUCAAAGAAUUUUACAUAUGAAAUCACCCAAUACAUCAAAAAGUAACCUGCUUAACCAUUUUGCUUCCGUAUUACUGUUGAAACAGAUUAUCCUUCAUUCAAUUAAUUUUGAAAAUAUUGAGGAAUUUAAUGAAAAUAACUUGGUGUUUGAAACAUAAAUUAACAUGAAAUUUUGAUGGAGAGUUUUAAUUCACAUCACUUAAAAACAAAGCUUGUAUCAUAGAAGCAGAGAUGGUCUCGAGUGGAUUGCUAUCUUUAAGGUUAAAACAUUUGAAUUCUCUCAUCUAACAGGGCACAGAUAUCAUCUGUUUUGUUUACACUAUGAAAUUACUAAGUUAAAAAUAAU
Messenger RNA from Octopus sinensis (East Asian common octopus), 5795 nucleotides. Its product is annotated as kinesin-like protein KIF2A. The record is from RefSeq and is a predicted model, not a curated record. Gene Ontology annotation, molecular function: microtubule motor activity; microtubule binding; ATP binding. Gene Ontology annotation, biological process: microtubule-based movement. The transcript is spliced from 24 exons. Lineage: Eukaryota; Metazoa; Mollusca; Cephalopoda; Octopoda; Octopodidae. The coding region runs from base 603 to 2789 and encodes 728 amino acids.